Messenger RNA from Stereum hirsutum FP-91666 SS1, 2819 nucleotides. RefSeq lists its product as uncharacterized. Gene Ontology annotation, molecular function: mRNA binding; N6-methyladenosine-containing RNA reader activity. Lineage: Eukaryota; Fungi; Basidiomycota; Agaricomycetes; Russulales; Stereaceae. Gene Ontology annotation, biological process: mRNA splicing, via spliceosome; regulation of alternative mRNA splicing, via spliceosome. The transcript is spliced from 3 exons. The record is from RefSeq and is a predicted model, not a curated record. Gene Ontology annotation, cellular component: nucleoplasm. Bases 42 to 2498 code for a protein of 818 amino acids.
AUAAUAUCGCUUUUAAGCGAAGUGAUCCCUUUUUUGCUCGCAUGUCUUAUCCCAGACGGAACCACGCCAGCAGUAGUGGCGUCUAUUCUUAUCCCCCCAACGCUUUCUAUACCCGCAACUCGAUUAUUACCCUUCCACCUCCCGCUGACUUCCCAGGCGGCAACCGCAACAGCAACCUCAUCUAUUCUUCCUCUCAUUCAAUUGCUAGUCCCCAAACCACACUGCUUGGUCCGACACGACCUUCUGGAUACCCUUUGGCUCUUGAUUCGCACCCUUCGUCUCAUCACCGUCCUACCUUGGGCGAGAGGGCUCCCAAACCCUUAUACACUCCACCACAGCCCGCUCAUCACCCCCAGAGUGUGGGCUUCCAUGGUUAUCGUUCGGCAGAUACCAUUGAGCCGACCCAUACCGUCCUUGACUCACGUUUCCACCAUGCAAGCGAGCGAGACAUACCCCAGCACCCGUGGGCUACCUCCGAGACAAGUACAGAUCUCACCGUUCAACCUCAUUACGCACCCGUGCCCACUCUGAAUAGAGUGGACCAACCUCAGAUUCCUACCAUGAUUGCCGAUCUGUGGAAAUCUACCUCGGACGAAUCGUAUAAUCUUCCCGUUACCACCGAGUCUUCGAUCCCUAUACAAUACAGCUCCCCUUUACAGCCUCGUUUCUCUACAAACCUUUCUGCCAGCAGGCAUCGGCUUUCUAGGGAAUUUGACCUGCGCACGAGGCUGCAGACACACCCUGAACAUAACGCCCCAUUAAUCUCUGCUCCGAGCUUCGAAGCGUCCGCCGAGGAUGUUUACGGGCCUUCAUACGAUCCCAUAAUCCCACCACUACAGAGAACUCAACUCGAACCAGAUACAUUUCGAGCAGAUUCCGGUUUCUCAACGACAUCAUUUUCACCUCGACGUAUUGCCCCUCCCCCAUCUGAACCCUCCACACAGUCUUCACACACUUCGCCUCAAAACCCUCCUCAAUCGUCCCGUGUCGCUAUAUCAAACCCUCACCCUCAAUGGGCUAUGUGGGUAGGAAAUGUCCCGGCAGAUGCCUCGCAAGAGGAGCUGUUCCAUUUUUUCAAUCAAUCGCACCAGCAUUCACCGCCAGAGCAAGACCAUGACCUUUCGACAUUGGCACCGAGCCAGAGCUCCAUCCCAGGGGGCGUCACGUCCGUCUUCCUCAUCAGCCAUUCGAACUGCGCCUUCGUCAAUUUUGAGUCGCAGCUCCAGCUCGAAUCCGCUGCAACGACGUUCAACGGCCGUCGAUUGCGCGGUACCCAUUCCACGGGCCCUCGUUUGGUAUGCCGCGCUUGUAAGCCGGAAGAGUAUGGUGAUGGUCAUGCGGGUGUGAGGAGGCAAAGACGAUCCGGUGUACAUGUCAAGUGGGUCCGAGAUCGACGGAAUCAGGGUGAGCAGCCCCAAGCUCCCCCCGUCUUGGGAGGGAAGGGCGGUUCAGGGCAAGGGCUGUCGACAUCGCGACCGAUUACCGUGGAGGAUAUUUCCUUGCAGUUACGAUCUCUUUCUCAAGUCGCGAAUGCCCAGACCAGAGCUCCUAAGCAAGACGACGUCUCGUCGAUCCCAGGCUCGCCCACGAGCACCACGUCCGGUCUUCUAUCCACGUAUUUUCCUCAGCGAUAUUUCAUCCUCAAAUCAUUGUCCCAGAGCGAUCUUGGCCAGAGCGUACGAACGGGUCUAUGGGUCACUCAACCCCAUAACGAGGAUAUCCUCAACGGCGCGUACCGCACAAGCCGGGACGUUUUCCUCAUCUUCGGCGUCAACAGAAGCGGAGAGUUCUACGGUUACGUCAGAAUGGCCGGGCUCAUUGAAUCAUCAACACCAACGCCUUCCGCUGGCUCUUCCUCGGAAACACACGUAUCAGACGAGGCCGCCGUCACUCAUUUACUCCCCUCUCCUCGCUAUAGAAUCAUUUCGCCAGAGGGUGUCUUCAAUGACGAGCGUGACGAGCAGGAGAGCAUACGACGUCAUCACAACGUCAGUAGCCGUCAGCCGUCGUCUUACAGCGACGAACGUAACACGCAGAAACUAGCCGACUUUGGACCAUCGCAUCAGCUGGUGUCCCCAAUGGAAGCCCUCUCGGGCCACACGAGACCACCUACGUCAAAUUGGACUAGCCACAACGCAUCAUCCCAACACGAUCUUAGACUUGGACCUCAUCGUCCGUACACGGAACCCACUCAGGAAGGUGACACCAGAGAAAGAGACGACGUUCCUCACCACACCGACACGAAAGUCCUCGGUAGACCCUUCAAGGUAGAGUGGAUCAAGAUAGACCGGCUUCCGUUUCUUCGCACACGACAUCUUCGCAAUGCUUGGAAUCACGAUCGACAGAUUAAAGUGGCGAGGGAUGGGACGGAGCUGGAUCCUGACGUCGCCCAUCAGCUAUUCGAGGAGUGGGACAAGCCACCAGCCUCUACGACCCCUUCGAAGAAAACUCCACGGUCAAAUACGAAACACCGUGCGGUUCAAAGUGCGCGCCACUAGCGUCCUCCUUCGCAUGUGCGUAGCCCUUUUCACCCACUCCGCUGAAGGCAGUAUUGGGCUGUAAUUGUAUUUGUAACACGAGGACAUACGGGCUAGAUGGACUGGAAGAUAUACGCUUUCCAGGUUAUUAUCUGGGCUCAAACUGUAGUGAUGUUACUGUAGCUCUUCUUCGUCCCGAUAUCAUCGGGCGUGUACUUACUAGAUACUGUAACCGUUAGCGAGUCGUAUGAGCAGGCAAUUGGGGGCGAGCAAACUCAGCAAGUUGGCACAAUAGUGACGAGAAUGUACUUACACCUAAUCAGAAGCUACCGAUGUUUCUUC